AUGGGUGCCAAGGUAGCUACUAUAGGGAUGAAAUUGGAAGUAGAAAACUUAAGACUUCACCUUGAAAACGAAGAGAAACUUCAAAACGAAACCAAGCUAAAACUUCAAAAUGAAUCCAAAGUAAAGCUGCAAAACGAAACUAAAGUAAAACUUCAAAAUGAAACCAAAGUAAAACUUCAGAAGGAAGAUAAGUCAAAACUUCAAUAUGAAGAUAAAACAAUAUUUCAAGAUAAACAGUCAGAAUCAACCUACAUCAUACUUCAGUAUAUUUUGGAUGAGUUGAAAAACACGAAAGAGUGGUUAAAUGCACAACAUAUGUAUGAUUGGAUUGAACCGAUCCACAGCAUAUUUCUGUAUAUUUUGGAUGAGAUGAAAAGCACCAAAGAGUGGUUUAAUGCUCAACAAAUUUCUGAUUGGUCCAGAAGCAUCGAAUUAUGGUUAAAAGAUUCCUGCUUUUAUGAUUCUUUAAACGGUUUUUGCAUUUUGGGAUUGCUAUUGUUUGUUAUUUGGUUUGCUGCAUUUAUUUUUUGGAAAUUCAAACGGGGAAAUGCUAGUUAUGAUAGCUGGAAUGAAAGUCAAGAGGAAUUGUUGUCUUCGUCAUCAAUCGAUUAUCCAAUAUCUCAAGUUUUUAACAAACUUAAAGAGAUUUUAAGUACAGCAGAUACAGCUUCAAACGAUGAUGAUAGCAUUACAAAUCACUUGAAUGAUGAUUUCCUUACUUUAGUAGCCAAACGCAUAGCUGGAGAUGAAUCAAUGGAGAAAGGCCUAUUUAGUGGAGGGCUUUUAACUGCAGAAAACUUAAUGCAGUGGAGGCAAAUGUAUGAGGAAAGUUUGACAGAAAAUCUCCAAGUAUAUAAUUGUGCCAGACGUCAAGUGACUAUCAAUAUUCAUGUCCUUGUCAACGGAAGAAAAGUGUACAGAGAAGAAAAUGGUGUCAUAAAUGAAAACGAAGAUUGAAAAUUCUGGAAUUAAUCAAAUUUGAACAUUUACUGAGCAUUUUCCAAUCAUAAAUAAUUAUAUGAACAUUUAUAUGUAUACGACAAGAAAAACUUUAGAAUUUUUUAAA
Molecule: messenger RNA, 1066 nt
Organism: Parasteatoda tepidariorum (common house spider)
Lineage: Eukaryota; Metazoa; Arthropoda; Arachnida; Araneae; Theridiidae
Source: RefSeq, a predicted model, not a curated record